Anopheles marshallii is the source of this 2901-nucleotide messenger RNA. It is a transcript of the gene Mms19, whose product is annotated as MMS19 nucleotide excision repair protein. The transcript is spliced from 3 exons. The coding region runs from base 1 to 2901 and encodes 966 amino acids. Gene Ontology annotation, cellular component: cytosolic [4Fe-4S] assembly targeting complex. NCBI's taxonomy places the organism in Eukaryota, Metazoa, Arthropoda, Insecta, Diptera, Culicidae. The record is from RefSeq and is a predicted model, not a curated record. Gene Ontology annotation, biological process: iron-sulfur cluster assembly.
AUGAAAUUCCCCUGGUCCCACACGACGAUUGUCGAUAUGAUAAAAAAUGACCAUAAAGUGGAAGAAAAGUGUCGCCAAGUUACAACCGAUAUUGUUUCGGGCAAGCUAAACAUAGCGGAGUUUGUUGAAGAGCUAGGGCCAGCACUGACUCACACCGAUGCUUCGAUACGUGCCAAGGGUACUACACUUCUGUCCAAUGUGCUUACGGACCUACCAGCGGACUGUCUUAGUGCGAGCCAGGUGGAACUGCUAUGUACGUUUUAUAUCGAUCGUUCGCUAGAUCACAAUAGCGUUACACCGAUGGUUCUGGCAGGCAUUGAAGCACUGACGCACAUGAGCAACUUCCCCGAUGGUGCGGCAGUCCGAUUGCUGAGAGCCCUGUUUGAGCGUGUUCCGUGCCAAAGCCAGAAAAAGCCGGAACGUACGCUCUACUUCCGCGCGGUCAUAACGCUUUCCAAGCAGAAAACGCCCGAACUGAAGGAGUGGGGUGUAGAUUUCGUGUAUGGUGUAAUCGGUGCAAUCGAGGGAGAACGUGAUCCGCGCAAUUUGUUGUAUUUGUUUGAGCACAUGCCAUCGUUUAUUCGGACAUACCCAAUGUUUCAUCUAGCGGAGGAAAUGUUCGAAACGUUCGCCUGCUACUUCCCGAUCGAUUUUCAUCCCAACCCGAAUGAUCCGGUAGCGAUAACGAGGGAAACGCUCGCAGAACUACUGGGCAACUGUCUGUGCGCAACGCCCGAAAUGGCCGAAUUUGCUGUGCCCCUUUUGUUGGAGAAGCUUGAUAGCAGCCUAACCAUGGCAAAGUUGGAUUCGCUUGCAUUGCUUGCACGCUGUUUGGAGCUGUUGGAUGUUGCAAAAAUCGAGGAACAUCAUGAUGAGCUGUGGAUUGCGCUGAAGAAGGAACUCUUUCCGAUCGGUACGACAUCCACUGCCGAAAAGGAACUGCUCGAUGCCGCUUACGCGACGGUAGAAAGACUGGUAAAAAAUGCUACCAGCAGCGAAUCUACCGUGAAAGCUCUCCUCGAUAAGAUUCUGCUCAGCGUAAUGGGAGGACUGACGGAUGCAAGAUCCAAACAGUUCGAACCGAGCCUGUGUGUGGAGCUGAGCUGUGCAAAGGCUAGUGAUUACUGUGCCGUGUACGUUAUAGAGAAGCUGGUACCGAUGUUACUCGCUCAGUUAAACACCGACGAACAUAUUGAGUCUCGCGUAGCAAACGUACUGGUCGAUGCGAUACAACGCUUGUGUGCCGUUUGUUCCUAUUGGUAUUGUAUACACAAGCUCGAUGUCGGUAUCGUGGGACAGAUGCAUAAAAAGUUAGUCGAAAUAGUGCUACAAGAAGCGGAUUCAAGCGAACAAAAACGAUCGGCACUAAUGGCACUUGCCGCUGUCCCCGAAAUGGUAACGAGCGAAAAUCGGUACGUGGUGUACAGCACGAUCGUAAAAAUUCUGUUAAAUGCUGGAGAUAAACCGAUGCAAACGAUUGCUGCGGUCCAGGAUUGUUUAUUCUCGUUCGCCAUCCGGUACCAGCAGGAGGUGAAAACGGUCGUGCUAGAAAAAUUUAUCACAAACGAUUAUGCCACGGUUGAAUCAUCGAUCGUACAGCUGGUGUUUAAAACGUUGGGGAAAUUCCUGCUUUACCAUGGUUACAUGGAUAAAAUGUUGAAAUUUUUCCUAUCAAAAAUAUUUGAUCCAGAAAAUGGCAAGCUCUCUAUCGUUGCCAUGGACACGCUAACAGAUGUGGUAGAGAGUGGUUAUUCGACGCAACUAGCUAAAGCGGAGCUCUAUGUGCAGUACAAGCUGAUCGACCGGUUCUUUGAGUAUAGCAGCGAUCGCCUAAGUUCGGAGUAUCUCCACGCAAUGGCACGCCUUAUCGGUGCCGUAGUGAAACAGCUCUCUGUGGAAGAUCAGCACGAAUUGAUACUGAAUCGAUUGCCAUCAUUGCAGCUACAACGGCGUCCGGAUCUAUAUUUAGCUUCCGGAUUGCUUGGUUACCUCGAUCAAAGCGUACCACUGGUGGAUCACUUCGAAAAUCUCGUUACCGAUCUAAGCAAGCUGGCACUUGAAUCCGACGACGCAAAGGUACGAGAUGUUUGUAAUCGACUCUUGUGCAGCUUGUUCAAUCGCAUGCCGGAUGAUGAACAUCAUCGUGGUGUGCUGAAACGGCUGCUGAAAACCAUCCGGACCGAACUGAAAAAACACAACCAUCAGGCAGGGAUCAUACUGGCAUGGAUCGGCAAGGGAUUGAUUGCGCGGGGCCAUGCGGAAGCAGGUGAAAUCGUAGACGACAUUGCGGAUCUGCUCGAUCAUCCCACCCUGGCGCAUGUUGCGGCACUAGCGUUUGAGAUACUGUCGAUUGAAUUCCCACAGCUACAUCUACCCCUGUUGCGCAAUCUGUUUAAGCAAAAGCUCUUUGUGUGGGUAAUGAACAAGCUGGAGAAAAGGAUGGAACAGUACGCGGUAUCCCAUCUGAAGGCACUGGCAUUCGUGCUUACGGCGACACCACAUGCGGUACUGAAGAUGAACCUAUCGAAGGUUGGUCCGGUACUACUGAAAUGUCUCGCACAGGAUGAUGACAAAACGAUACUGGAAGCAUUAACGAUCGUGCUGCGUUUCACGCGCGAUCACGACCCAUUCAUACAGGAUCAUCUGCAAACGUUGAUACCGCUGCUGCUUAAGCUGACUAUACGGGAUUCAUCUAUGAAAAUACGCAUCGAUGCACUCGAAUGUAUGCUGUACGUGUGCAAAUAUCCUACGUUUUUGUUGCUUCCCUUUAAGCAAAGUACACUACUAGCGCUACAGAAACCGCUGGACGACCGAAAGCGCUUGGUGCGAAAUGCGGCCGUUGCUACACGUCUGCAGUGGUUUGUGGUAGGCAGCACGGAGGAAGCGAAAACCGACAAGUGA